UACAAACAAGCCCACUUUAUUGAUUACGUUUAGACCGUCCACGUUUCGAUCACGCAUCUCGAUGCAGAGCAGUCCUCACCACGUGAUAGCGCUCAACACUGGUCCCCUACGCUACGCACCCAAAUGCAAUGUAUUACUAAAUAAUCUGUCAUCUUCCUCCCCGAAUUCUCACUCUUCGCAAACCUUCCACAAUGGCCGCCGGCUGGGUCUUACACGCCGUCCUGUUCCGUCUUCUCCACUUAGUCCUUUUCUCUUCGGUCACCGCCUUCUCUAUCGGCGUAAACUACGGCGCCAACGCCGAUAAUCUCCCACCUCCGGCCCAGGUGGCAACCUACCUUAAGCAGAAUACCUACAUCGACCGCGUCAAGUUAUUCGACGCCAACCCCGAUAUGAUCCGCGCCUUUGCGGGCACCGGCAUCGCGCUUAUGAUCACCGUUCCCAACACAGAUAUCCCAGCCAUCGCCUCCCGUUCCUCCUCUGCAGCCUCUGCUUGGGUGGCCGCCCAUGUCGCCCCCUUCUAUCCCGCCACCAACAUCUCCCUGGUCGCCGUUGGCAACGAAGUCAUGGCCACCUCCGAUCGCAACCUUAUAGCUCACCUCGUCCCCGCGAUGCGCUCCCUCUACGCGGCCCUCGCUGCCGCCGGAUUCCACCAGAUCCGAGUCUCUACGCCUCACUCCCUCGGCAUCCUCUCUGCUUCGGAGCCGCCCUCCGUCGGCCGCUUCCGCCGGGGCUACGACCGCGCUAUCUUCGCGCCGAUGCUAGAAUUCCACCGCCGGACGCGCACCCCGUUCUUGGUGAACCCUUACCCCUACUUUGGCUACACGGCACGUACCCUCAAUUAUGCUCUAUUCCGGCCCAACCCGGGAGUGUUCGACCCCGCCACGAGGAUCAACUACACGAACAUGUUCGUCGCGCAGCUGGACGCGGUGCACGCGGCGAUGCAGCGGCUGGGCUACGGCGACGUGGAAAUCGCCGUCGGGGAAACAGGGUGGCCGUCGGCAGGGGACGCCGGGCAGAUCGGAGUGAGCGCCGAGGACGCCGCCUCCUUCAACGGAAACCUGAUACGACUGGUUAACUCAGGCAAGGGAACGCCGAUGAUGCCCGGCCGGAGGUUUGAGACAUACGUGUUCUCGCUUUUCAACGAGAACCAAAAGCCUGGGCCGACGGCGGAGCGAUAUUUCGGCGUCUUCAACGCCGAUCUGACCCCGGCCUACGACGUCGGCCUCUUGCGCGGCGGCGGCGGCGGCAAGGCGCCAGCUCCAGGGAGUGGUGUCAGGCGAUGGUGCGUCGCGAGUGCGGGCGCGGAUGGAGCGGCGCUGCAAGCCAACAUUAAUUACGCCUGCGGCAGCGGCGGGGCGGACUGCGGGCCCAUACAGGAGGGCGGCGCGUGCUUCGACCCCAACACGUUACUGGCCCACGCCUCCUACUCCAUGAACGCCUACUACCAGGCCGCCGGCCGCCACGACUUCAACUGCGACUUCGGUCACACCGGCGUCAUCACCUCGUCUGAUCCCAGUCAUGGGAGCUGCAAAUAUCCAUCGUGAAUUGCAACACCUGGAAAUCCUUCCCGUCAAUUUGGCGAUCGGAUUUAUCCGGAGACGAGCUGUGAUAAUGGGCAUAAUUAUCUUUUGCUACAAAUAAUUGUGACAUCUGCACACCAUGAGCGUGUUACUAACUGGAUUAGUGCUGUCCACCAUUUCAAGUGGCGUUUAAUUAUGCAGCUUCAAUGCGGUUUCCAGGGAUGUUAAUGUGUUUGAUAUCAUUUAUCGAAUUAUGUUCCAUUAGGGACGGAUAUGACACGAUCCGAUAAUUGUAAUUCUAACUCGAUGCCUAACAAUGUCGUAUAUUAUGUACA
This is a messenger RNA of Zingiber officinale, 1855 nucleotides long. Its product is annotated as glucan endo-1,3-beta-glucosidase-like. The coding region runs from base 192 to 1544 and encodes 450 amino acids. The record is from RefSeq and is a predicted model, not a curated record. Gene Ontology annotation, molecular function: hydrolase activity, hydrolyzing O-glycosyl compounds. Gene Ontology annotation, biological process: carbohydrate metabolic process. The transcript is spliced from 3 exons. Gene Ontology annotation, cellular component: plasma membrane. Lineage: Eukaryota; Viridiplantae; Streptophyta; Magnoliopsida; Zingiberales; Zingiberaceae.